UGAUCGAAAAUGCUUUGUAGAGGAGUUUUAAUUUCAACAUCCUUAUCCUGUUUCUAUGUUUUGUAUUGUAUCAAAAGUUGGAAAAGUUGUCAAACUACAAGCGCGAAAUAAAAACUAAAAAUGUUAUAAGUUUCUACUAGAGUAAAUUCGGCAUGUGUUGUAUGUAUUAUUAAAUACUAAAACAACGAACCGCAAAGUAUUAAAUUGCCGGAAUUUGUAAUAGAAGCAGGUGUAACGUAAAAUAUCUUUGCAACAAGUAAAGAUGCAUAAACAUGACAACAGAACUCUGUGGCGAAGACGUUAUUGUGCGCUUAUCAUCACCUCAAAUUAUAUCUACGGAGACAAUCGUAGCAGCGUCUACGGCCAGUAAUGGUGGUGCAGGUGGAGCGAGCAGCUCGGGGACGCGCGUGCAGGCGGGUGGCGUGGAGCUGGGCCGACGCUUGCUGCUGGCGGCGCGGGCUGGCGACACCGGCGCCGUGCUCGACCUCAUGGCGAAGGGAGCGCCUUUCACUACGGACUGGCUAGGCACGUCUCCGCUGCACCUGGCGGCCGCCAACAACCACGUGGAGACGUGCGCCGUGCUGCUGCGCGCCGGCGUCAGUCGCGACUCGCGCACCAAGGUGGAGCGCACGCCGCUGCACCUCGCCGCGCACGCCGGACACGCGCGCGUCGUGGCGCUGCUGCUGGACCACGGCGCCAUGGUCGACUGUCGGGACAUGCUGCGCAUGACGCCGCUGCACUGGGCGGCGGCGCGCGGGCACGCGGGCGCGGCGCGCGAGCUGCUGCGGCGCGGCGCCGACGCGCGCGCGCGCUGCAAGUUCCGCAAGACGCCGCGCUGCCUGGCCGCGCGCCGCCGCCGCGCCGACCUGCUGGCGCUGCUCGACGCCGCCGCGGCGGGCGCGCUGCCCGACGCGCCCGAUCAAAUGACAGACGACACUUCGAAAAUGGAACAAGGUUUUGAAACAAUUCAAAGAACGCAAGAUAUCAAACCUCUAACUAAAGUCAGAGUACAGCCAGAGAGAACGAUAAUUAUUGAAUCAAAAACGGAGCCAGUCCCGAGCUCGAUGUGCAGCGGCGUGGCGUCGGGCGCGGCGGGGGGAACGAGCAGCGCGGCGGGGGCCGCGGGGAGCGCGGCGGGGGGCGCGGGGGGCGCGGAGGGCGGCGCGGCGGCGCUGCUGCGCGCGCACGGCAUCACGCUGCUGCCGGCCGACCGCGGCUGCACCGUGCUCACGGCGCUGCGCAGCGGCCGCACCGUCAUGCUCUCCGAUGCUGGUAAGCUAAUGUUGAAAGAGAGCGGCGAUGGCGUUCCCUCGACUGAACCUCGGAUCGUCGUCAACGACACGAUAGCGACCUCGGCCAGCAACACGACUGUCGACGGAACAAGUGCAGCGAUGGAUAUUAUAAGCACAAGUGGUGCAGUCGGUGCGGGCGGGGCGGGAGGUGCUGGCGGCGCGCUAGUGCGCGCGGUGCGGACGAUGCGACCCGCGAGGAACGUUAAAGUGGUAACGAUUAACAAGCCUCAGCAACCACUCAAGAAGAUCAUUCAUCCGAGUGACCUACAGCAAGUGAAGCUCGUGCAGGUGUCAGGCGCGGAGGGCGCGGAGGGCACGCGGGCGCGGCCGGCGCUCAAGCUAUUGCUGAACAAGGCCAACCUGCAGCGCCUGCUCGCCUCCGCAGAGCCGCGACGAGCCGUACCUGCUACCUCGCAGCCGGUCGCAGAGCUUCCGGCCGAAACAGUGAACAUGGAGACGGAGGAGGCCGACGCGGCGGCCGCGGGCUCGGAGUCGGUCGGCGCUCUGCGCGCGCAGCUGCUCGCCGCGCACGCCGCCAUCGCCAACAUGGCGGCCGAGCUGCGUGUGUGUCGCGCUAAACUCGCACACUACGAAAAAGAUCGACCACAGUGAACAUGCAUAUGCCGCCAUUUGGUCAGGAAAUUUACACAGAAAAGGUUUUCGAUAGCGAGAGAACGCACCGAAGCAAAAGCCGUCGAAAUCACUCAAACUAGGCCACAUGUGUCCGCUCAAGCGACUGUGGAGUAUAGUAUUAGUUUUAGUUCUCGAUCUGUUUGAUUUUUUAAUUAUGAUGUAUUUUUAUACGAGUCGAUAAUACAAGGUAAUAUAAAAUUAUUUGGUUUUGUAAAUAAAAAUAUCCAUAUCACCACUGAAGUGUCUUGUAUCUUUGUGAAGACUGAGCUCUCUUGAAUUAAAUUUUAUAAGAAAUCGCACAAAACAAACUUUUUAUUCACUAACAAAAAACUGAAAAAUGAUAAAUAUGUUUUAAAUAUUUACAAGUCAAUGAAAAACUACUGAUAUCUACUAUUGCUAACAAAACAAUCGCAUUGCUAUAUAAACAAAUAUUUUGCGAUGUCUAUGGUCAAUUCCAAUUUAUUCCUAUAUGAUAUGGAAUAUAUAUGUAUAUUACUGAAAAACACAUUAUUCAAAUACAUUUGGCAUUUAUCAUAAACUAAGUUUAUAUUUAGAUAAAUUAAUGUAUCACAAAUUCAUCAACAAAAUCAUUAAAGUAGUUUGUAAUAAAUUAUAUGUUAGGUAUUAUCAUUUAACAACAAAUAAAAGUAAUUAAAAACCUAUAUACUCGCAACCUAGGCCGCAUGAAAACAAUCCUGUGAUUUAGUGAAAUCCGAAGUUUGUGUUCAUAUUUUUUUACUUUUAUACUAUCAUAUAUUGGUUUUAUAAAGCAAAUUUUAACAUAUAAAAUAAGUACAUAAUUAAAGACCUAAGUGUUCGAAGGUUAUGUCACAUGUUAAAAUUUUUGUAUAUGUCGUUUUCAUCAUGAUACUUUCUUCCACCCGUGUCUUCAAUUAGUAAGCCUAUUUGUAAUAAAGCGCUAUCGCCAAAUGAAACUUAUUUGUUUAACCGUUUAUCAACUAAGCUGAGUUAUCAUUUAAAUAUUACCACAGAGCACAUUAUUUCGAUUAAUUAGUGCCAAUUGUUUCAAUCAAAUCUGUUUUUAAUUGAAUUGAUUCUGUUAUUUAUUAAAAGUUAAG
This is a messenger RNA of Nymphalis io (European peacock), 3004 nucleotides long. It is a transcript of the gene Atac3, whose product is annotated as neurogenic locus notch homolog protein 4. The record is from RefSeq and is a predicted model, not a curated record. Gene Ontology annotation, molecular function: protein binding; transcription cis-regulatory region binding. Gene Ontology annotation, biological process: positive regulation of transcription by RNA polymerase II. Lineage: Eukaryota; Metazoa; Arthropoda; Insecta; Lepidoptera; Nymphalidae. The transcript has 11 exons. Gene Ontology annotation, cellular component: nucleus. Bases 273 to 1904 code for a protein of 543 amino acids.